AUGAUCUUCAAACUCUCCUGGAUAAAGGGUAAUCCCGCUGCUAGAGGUCUUCGUGCAGCCGUUGGUGCUGCGCAAUUUGAUUCGGAAACCUUGAAGAAAGCAAUUUUUCAGAUCCUGGAAAAGUAUCUUCCUAAGGAAAGGAGGGGAAACAGAUCAGUUGAAGAUGUUCCAUUUCUUUGCGACACAGAUAAGUGUAAAGUGUUCGUGGUGGCAGCCCAAUACGCCGACGGAGCUCCCACUAUUAUCCGGAACUAUACCAGCUCCGAUUCUCCAGAAAAUAUGGAUUUCAAGAUCUUCGAAGCAGCUAUUGCUACUUCUGCGGCCCCGACCUAUUUCUCCCAUUUCUCUAAGCAAAGGGAGGGCAAUACUGAUACGGCCGACUUUGUCGAUGGGGGCAUUGGGUCUAAUAAUCCCAUUCUACAUCUUGAUAUCGAAAGGAAAAAGUUUUUCGGAGAUCGCAAGAUUGGUUAUGUCAUCAGUGUGGGGACGGGAAUUGCCACCACAGCUACAGAGGUCUCAACAAAUCCAGUCUCACUGGCGAAAAAGAUUUUAAGCAUCCUGACGGAUUGCAAAUCGGCUCACACACUUUUCAACCAGCUCAAUCGAGACUAUAAAUAUUUUCGUUUUGCUGCAGAUGGGUUGGAUGGUAUUGCACUUGACGAGUGGUCGGAGUUGCAAAGGAUUAGACAAAUCACCUCAAGUUAUCUCGCGGCUAGUGAAUGGCUUAUCGGCGAUUGUAUAAAGCUUAUGAAGCAAUUAAACGAUCCGAACCAGCUAGGUGAAGUAGAAUCUCUGAACCCCGAGCAAAAAGAUUGUAUGGGUAAACUAUCCUUCCCUCAGAUCGAUAACCGUCAAAUCGAAGCACAAACGGCAGAAAAUACCUUCGAGUGGAUCUGGAAAGCCGAUGGAAAGUUCCGCAAGUGGAUUGAUGGAGCAAAGGGCAACACAUUUUAUAUCACAGGAAAACCAGGCUGUGGAAAAUCGGCACUCAUGAAAAAAAACCCUAAGUCUACUGCAACGCGAUCUGAGUUACAAGAGUUUGGCAGUUGCAAGCCAUUUCUUCAAUGGUAG
Molecule: messenger RNA, 1071 nt
Organism: Morchella importuna
Lineage: Eukaryota; Fungi; Ascomycota; Pezizomycetes; Pezizales; Morchellaceae
Exons: 4
Coding region: 1-1071 (356 amino acids)
Biological process (GO): arachidonate metabolic process
Cellular component (GO): membrane
Source: RefSeq, a predicted model, not a curated record